AUGUCUUUUACAUUUGGACGCGUUUAUAAUGGAACUUCUACAACUGGAUGCGUUUAUAAUGAAACUUCUACAACUGAACGCGUUUAUAAUGAAAAAUAUCCUGGUUAUAAAAGACUUAAUGAUUAUUUAAAGCAAUACAAAGACAAAUCUUUUAGGAGUUUUUUAUUUCAUUGUCGAGACAUGAUCAUUGAUACUACUCCGGCUACUUCAAACUGGAUAGAUCUUAACAAUGCAUGGAAAGUACAUUUCAUGACUGAAGCUCAAACAAUAAUGAACCCAAAAGAUUUUAAAAUUUUAAGAGAUAAGUUCAGUUCAGAUCAAGAACGUAAUGCAAAAAAUUUAGAGGAUUAUUGGAAUAAAGUUAUUCAUGAAUGUAACAUAAAAUAUGACAUUUUAGAAUACAAACGAGAGAAAGAGCAUGUUAUCCGUGUACUAUCUGAAAUAGAAGAAAAAAUCAAAAUGAAAGAAAAUGAUCUUAUUAAGAGCUCAAAUGAAUGGAAAACGCUUAUUAAAAAUGGAGUUUAUCCUAUUGCCACAGCGAAUGAAUCAACAGUGUCAUCAUUAACAAAUUCAAUUAAUAAUUUUGAAGAAAAUAUAGAUCCACGAUUACCACCACCAGAUACAUCAACAACUGUAACACCACUACCAGAUACAGCAACAAUAAUGUCAUCAUCUCAAACACCAAGACAUAAGCUCCGCAAAAGGAAACGUGUACAAGCUAACGAUCUUGGCGUUAAUAAUAAUCAUGAUGAAAAUGGUAAUGCCUUAACUGUUCAUCCUAAUGUCACAGCGAAUGAAUCAACACCACCACCAGAUAUAGCAACAACAACGAUGGUAACAAUGUCGUCGUCAUCUCAAACACAAAGAUACAAUCUUCGCAAAAGGAAACGUGUGGACUCAUCAUCGUCAUCACAAGCACAAGCACAAACAUAUGAUUUUCGAAAAAGGGAAUAUGUGAGCUAUAAUUGUGGUCGUCGACGGUCCGAAAUUUUAACAUUUGAUCAUGUGAUUUUUUGGUCUACAGAAACCCCUCUA
Molecule: messenger RNA, 1035 nt
Organism: Racocetra fulgida
Lineage: Eukaryota; Fungi; Glomeromycota; Glomeromycetes; Diversisporales; Gigasporaceae
Source: the annotation of a GenBank genome assembly